Phymastichus coffea is the source of this 1053-nucleotide messenger RNA. Its product is annotated as speckle-type POZ protein-like. Gene Ontology annotation, cellular component: cytoplasm; nucleus. Bases 1 to 1053 code for a protein of 350 amino acids. The transcript has a single exon. Gene Ontology annotation, biological process: proteasome-mediated ubiquitin-dependent protein catabolic process; regulation of proteolysis. The record is from RefSeq and is a predicted model, not a curated record. NCBI's taxonomy places the organism in Eukaryota, Metazoa, Arthropoda, Insecta, Hymenoptera, Eulophidae. Gene Ontology annotation, molecular function: ubiquitin protein ligase binding.
AUGUUAAUCGAGGCGGGAGACGUACUAUUGGCACAAGUGAAGCACCUGUGGACGAUCGCAAACUUCUCGAAAGUCUAUCGCGAGUCCAAGUAUAUCUAUUUGCCGUCAUUUGCAGUGACGCUGAACAGCGCCGAAUGGAGGUUUGCAUUGCUCAUGAGGCAGCACAACAGGGGCAAACAACAGUACGUUAACGUCUUCAUCGUUCGUGUGACAGACGGGAACGCGGAACGCGAUAACGAAUUGAACGUCGACAUUGAGUUCGCUGUGCUCGGCGACCGCGAUCAAGUGGUUUACGAGCACAAAGUCGCGCAAAACUAUUCGGGUAGCAGGGUCCUGGUGGAUUUGGCAAUCGAGGAGGCGAUAAUAUUCGCGAACGAGCGACGCCUCCGUAAGAACGAGCUGAGGCUCGUUUGGACGAUCACGAGCGACGGCUACGCGGCCGCGGCGACUCGAGCGAGAGCCGAUUGGAACGGUCGGAUCGCGAGGCUGCGCGAGUUCGAUCAGUUCGGCCAGCUGUUGAACAGCGAGCAAUUCAGCGACGUCACCCUGCGCGUCGACGGCGCAGACAUACGCGCGCACAAGAACAUCCUGGCCUGCCGAAGUCCUGUGUUCAGAGCGAUGUUCACUCACCCGAUGAAAGAGGCGCGAUCCAAUCAAGUUCAAAUUACGGACGUCGACUACGGGACCAUGCGCGAAUUGUUGCGCUACAUUUACACGGGCGAGCUUGGCGGCGACAGGGACGACGGCGACGACGCGUUCACCAAGUACUCGAGCGUGCUGAUGGCGGCCGUCAAGUAUUGCGUGCAGAGCUUGAAAGCAAGGUGCGAACGGAAGCUCUCGCUGGUCUUGAGCGCUGACAACGUGCUCGACUGUCUCGUCUUAGCCGAUAUGCACGACGCCGUCGAUUUGAAGAGAAAAGCUAUCGACUUUAUCGUUGCAAAGGCCGAGCAAAUCGUCGGCUUGCCGUCGUACGAGGAUUUCAUUGCAUUGCACGCUGAUGUUUCCAUCGACGUCAAGCGUGCCCUAGACGCUAAGAAGCGAAGAAUUAAUUGA